AUGCCCCUUCUCGAAUCCCAUCUGGAGCAGAUUGCUCUAUCGUCGAAUGCCAUUGCAGAGUUACCGUUUCCGGCUCCCCGCAUUUUCACCAAUGCGCUUCUCGGUCCGCACGACAUCACGGCCCUGAUCCGAGAUACUGAAGCUCACGAAAGAGCGUUGUUUCAGGUGGAUCCGGACAGUAAAAACCAUAGUGCUCAACGACGUGCCACGCGACGAGGGACCAUGUUUCCCGCUGAGCCUGAAUCCGAAUCUAUGGCCAGUCGCAUCUACUCUGCUCGAAAUCAUCGCAACCAGUCAGCAGUUGCACGAGUGUUGGGCCAUGAUAUGAUGGAGGAGAUCAAACGGUCGGCCGGUACCUCCACCCGAGGUGGACGAAGGGAGGUCAACAUUGGGGUCUUGCUCCGAGGGGCCGAAAUCUUGUGCAAUGUCUAUCCAGUAUCCGGCGCGCAAGAAAAGAUUGAGACCCUCCGCUACCGCCACGAAACCAUUUCCGAAUCAAUUGCACGACUCGAGGACCGGGUUGCCGCCAAUGCUGCCGAACUGGAGCGGAUGCGCCACUCGUACGGCGAUGAUGAGCCUGACGUCGCGCCAGCGGAGCCGUCCAAUCCGGACAUUUCGAGUGUCACCGAUCAAGACAUCGAGCGCGAGCUCUCCGAGAUCCGAGAGCUUGAGCGAAGGAAACGCGCGCUUGAAGCGCGUGUCAACGGUCUCGAUCGGGAUUUGGGAGGGCUCAUGUCUUGA
Molecule: messenger RNA, 741 nt
Organism: Penicillium diatomitis
Lineage: Eukaryota; Fungi; Ascomycota; Eurotiomycetes; Eurotiales; Aspergillaceae
Exons: 3
Coding region: 1-741 (246 amino acids)
Biological process (GO): attachment of spindle microtubules to kinetochore
Cellular component (GO): DASH complex; spindle microtubule
Source: RefSeq, a predicted model, not a curated record